AUGGAUUCUACACAAACAAAUUCAAAAACGAAACCCAACUACUUUUUGAAAUACAGUUUGAUUGGACAUAAGAAAGCUGUAUCUAGUGUAAAAUUUUCACCAGAUGGAAAUUGGUUAGCAAGUGCUUCUGCUGAUAAAACGAUAAAAAUUUGGAAUGCAAUUAAUGGCCAAUAUGAAAAAACUUUUGAAGGACAUAAACAAGGUGUUUCUGAUAUGGCAUGGCGCAAUGAUUCAUUGACUCUGUGUUCUGGAUCAGACGAUACAACUAUAAGAAUUUGGAAUUUGAAUAUGGACGAAUCAAUAAAAGUACUUAAAGGUCAUACGAAUUACGUAUUUUGUGUAAAUUAUAGUCCACGAGGGAACAUUAUAGUUUCAGGGUCAUUUGAUGAAACUGUAAGAACAUGGGAUCCUAUAAAUGGAACGUGUCUAAGAAUUAUGUCUGCACAUUCUGAUCCAGUUUCUGGUGUACACUUUAAUCAUGAUGGAACAUUGAUUGCUUCGUGUAGUUAUGACGGUGCAAUACGAAUUUGGGAUUCUGAUACAGGACAAUGUUUAAAGACUUUGAUCGUUGAUGACAAUCCUCCGGUUUCAUUUGUGAAAUUCUCACCGAAUGGCAAAUAUAUUCUUGCUUCAACACUUGACAACACAUUACGGCUUUGGAAUUAUAAUACAGGAAAAUGUUUGAAAGAUUAUACUGGACAUUUAAAUCAUAAAUAUUGUAUAUUUUCUAGUUUUUCUUUGAAUACUGGUGGUGCUGGUAGUAGCGGUGGUAAAUGGAUAGUUAGUGGUAGCGAGGAUAAUAAUAUAUAUAUAUGGGAUCUACAAAGUAAAGAGAUUGUACAAAAAUUAGCAGGUCAUAGUGAUGUCGUUAUUAGCGUUACAUGUCAUCCUAAAUAUAGUAUAAUUGCAUCAGGUGCAAUAGGAAACGAUAGAUCGAUCAAAAUAUGGUUUGAUAUGCAAGAUGAGAAAUUACAUAAUAUUUCUUGA
Molecule: messenger RNA, 987 nt
Organism: Entrophospora sp. SA101
Lineage: Eukaryota; Fungi; Glomeromycota; Glomeromycetes; Entrophosporales; Entrophosporaceae
Source: the annotation of a GenBank genome assembly